This is a messenger RNA of Notothenia coriiceps (black rockcod), 1913 nucleotides long. RefSeq names its product aquaporin 9b (gene aqp9b). The record is from RefSeq and is a predicted model, not a curated record. Bases 1 to 867 code for a protein of 288 amino acids. Gene Ontology annotation, cellular component: basolateral plasma membrane; plasma membrane. The transcript is spliced from 6 exons. Gene Ontology annotation, biological process: glycerol transmembrane transport; water transport. Gene Ontology annotation, molecular function: urea transmembrane transporter activity; water channel activity; glycerol channel activity. Lineage: Eukaryota; Metazoa; Chordata; Actinopteri; Perciformes; Nototheniidae.
AUGGAAGAUGAGAGCAAGAUGAAGAUGAAGGAGAGAUUUGGCCUGAGGCGGGACAUCUUUAAGGAGUUCCUGGCGGAAUUUCUGGGGACAUUUGUCCUGAUACUCUUUGGAUGUGGUUCAGUGGCCCAGACGGUGCUGAGUAGAGGGGCUCUCGGGGAGCCUUUGACCAUCCACAUUGGUUUCACUCUGGGAGUCAUGAUGGCCGUCUACAUGGCAGGGGGGGUGUCAGGAGCCCACCUGAACCCUGCAGUCUCUCUGGCCAUGGUGAUCGUGGGGAAGCUUCAUAUUAAGAAGUUCCCUGUGUAUGUGCUGGCACAAUUCCUGGGGGCUUUUGCUGGAUCCUGUGCUGUGUAUGGAUUGUACUAUGAUGCUUUGAUGGAAUAUACCGAUGGAGAAUUUGCUGUUACUGGUGCAAAUGCCACAGCCAACAUAUUCGCAUCGUAUCCUGCAAAACAUCUCUCCGUCCUAAAUGGGUUUGUUGAUCAGGUGAUUGCCACAGCCGCUCUGAUCCUGUGCAUCCUGGCCAUCACCGACAAGAGGAACAUCGGUGCUCCUAAAGGCAUGGAGCCUCUCUGCAUCGGGCUCAUCAUCAUGGCCAUCGGGGUGUCCAUGGGUCUGAACUGCGGAUAUCCCAUCAACCCGGCACGGGACCUCGGACCACGGUUCUUCACAGCUGUGGCCGGGUGGGGGAUGGACGUAUUCAGAGCCGGAGGGUGCUGGUGGUGGAUCCCCGUGGCAGGACCCAUGGUGGGCGGAGCCGUCGGAGCAGGUGUUUACUUCCUGUUCAUUGAGUUGCACCACACCCAGCCUGAAAAACUGGAUGAGAAAAAUGCCCAGGACAAAUAUGAAAUAAUAACUAUGAGUUAAAAUUAAAAAAAAUUAAGGUUGCAAAGCAAAGCAACCACACUGAUUCAACAACUCAUUUUCACACUCAGAAAGCAAAAAAUAGUUUAAAAGAUAAAUGUACAGUUAGUAUUUUAACACAAAACAUGCACCUGACUACACCAUUUUAUAGUCAUAUAUAAAAUAUCCAAAAUGUUUUAUAAAGCCUUUCUUUGUAGAAAAUCUGGUCUGCUUUAGGUUCCGAGUUUAUUUGCCUCUGGCUCUUUCAUAUCAAAAAUAUUAAUCAGAUUAUUUUAUGCCAAGUUUAAACUACCUGAAAUGAGAACCUACUUUGGAGAUUUUUUAUCAUUUGCCAAGUUUUCUGUACAGCAUUUUGAUUUGUACUAUUGCCUACCCAACAAACAAGGGCAUUACAUAUAUGUAGCACCAUGAAACAGUUGAUUUAUAUUAUUGAUAAUUUAUAUUACUUUAGCCAAUGUCUUACAGUUAUGAUGUGUUUAGUGGAGUGACUUCCUGAUUCAGUUUCACUUCACCCCUUGCUUAUGCGUUAAAAGAGUGCGAUUGAUUGCUUUAUCUUUCUUGCAGAAUUGUAAUUUUUGUAACACAUUUAUGAAGAAAAUACAGCCUUAAAGGAUUUUUUGGCAUUGCUUAUUUAUCAUUCAUCUUCAUAAUUUUGUGUCACACAAACUUCUGUUAUUUUGCUGUUUUACAAAUUGACAGACACCCUUGAUAUUGAACAGCCAUAACUUCACAUGAGACAUAUAAAUGUCUGCUUUCUGCAAAGAUGUUUAUUUUGUUUCCAGCAGAAGCUUUUGCAGAAGUCACUGAGAUCCUUGAUGGAUUGUGUCAGUGCACUUGCUGUAUCAGGGGCAAUAGGCACACACUGACUGUAUCUGUUUACAUUUAAAACUCUUCUGAGGUCAGGUAAAAUGACUGUUUCAAAAUGUAUGAGAUGAACAUGCAUUUAUACAUACACUAAUUGUAACACUGUUUUGCAUUGGACUGAAUGUCUUUUUACAACACAGGCACUUGUUUGGCAACUUGACAAUCCCAUGUCAUGCUUUUCUGGU